AUGAGUAGCGUUGCCACUGCCACCCAGGCUAUCACCAGCCCCCUCACUGGAUCAGCAACUUUCCUCGUCCUCUCCAUCAACCCCUCCGCCAUCUCAACCGUCCGCUCAACCCUCGCCAGCGUCUCCAGCAUAGCCAAAAAUGUCGCAUUUCGAGACCCCCGUGCCAACUUCACCUGUACCAUAGGAAUCGGGAGCUCCAUCUGGGACAGACUCACCAACCUCCCCCGACCCAAAGAACUGCAUCCCUUCCGCGAAGUCAAAGGCGCCAAACACACUGCCCCCUCUACCCCAGGCGAUCUCCUCUUCCACAUCCGCUCCGAACGACGCGACCUCUGCUUCGAAUUCGAGCGCCAACUAAUGGACCGCCUGGGUAACUCCGUAAAUCUCAUCGACGAAACAGUAGGAUUCUCCUACUUCGACGCCCGCGACCUCCUAGGCUUCGUAGACGGUACCGCUAAUCCCGUCGGCCCAGAUAUCCAACCCUCCGUCCUUGUCGCUAGCGAAGAUGACCCAAAUGCCGAUGGAGGCAGUUAUGUCGUUAUUCAAAAAUACCUUCAUGACCUAGCAGGGUGGAAAAGCCUUCCAACGGAAAAACAAGAGCAGAUUAUCGGACGUACAAAAUCUGAUAAUAUUGAGCUUGAUGAUGCCGAGGAUGGGAAACAGGCUUCUCAUAAGACGCUGAAUACGAUUGAGGAUGAAAAUGGUGAUGAGCGUGACAUUCUUCGUGAUAAUAUGCCUUUUGGAUCGCCUUCUAGUGGAGAGUUUGGGACUUACUUUAUUGGAUAUACCAGGCGAUUGUGGGUUAUUGAGAGGAUGCUUGAGAGGAUGUUUGUGGGUCAUCCCCCUGGCUUGCAUGAUCGGUUGUUGGACUUUUCGACGCCGUUGACUGGUACUGUUUUCUUUGCACCGUCGGCUGCGGUGUUAGAUGGACUUGACGGUUGA
Molecule: messenger RNA, 942 nt
Organism: Penicillium odoratum
Lineage: Eukaryota; Fungi; Ascomycota; Eurotiomycetes; Eurotiales; Aspergillaceae
Product: Dyp-type peroxidase
Exons: 1
Coding region: 1-942 (313 amino acids)
Cellular component (GO): cytosol
Molecular function (GO): heme binding; peroxidase activity
Source: RefSeq, a predicted model, not a curated record